AUGGACGGAGCAACGUCUUGGCAUCGCGAGCUGGCUGCGCUGCUGCAGCGCUUUUGGGAGCUCGAGGAAGUAUCGCAAGUCAGCCGCCGCGCUCCAGAGGACAUUGAGUGCGAGCGCAUUUUCCUCGAUCACCAUCGUGUUUCGGAUGGCCGCUAUGUCGUUCGUUUGCCAUUGAAGAGCGACAGUGUGCGGCUGCUCGGCAACAGCCUGCAGAGUGCCAAGGCCGCCCUUCACUCGUUGCAUCGUCGCCUCCAGUGGACCCCAGCGAUGGGUGCUGAGUAUGCGCAAUUUAUGGCAGAGUUUAUCGCUCUGGGCCACAUAAGGUCACUGCCUGACGAUCUGCGCACGGCAUCGCCCCGACCAGUGCACUAUAUCCAACAUCACGGCAUCUGGCAGAGCAGCGAUAAGGGUCGCAGGCUUCGCGUCGUGUUCAACGCCUUGAAACCGACAUCGAGCGGCUACAGCUUAAACGACGUCCUCUUCGUAGGCCCUACACUGCAGACCACGCUCCCCAGCGUGCUUCUACGCUGGCGACGACACCGAAUCGCCUUCUGCAGCGACGUCCGCAUGAUAUUUCGUCAGAUCUGGAUUGACAAGCGUGACGUCGACCUACAGCGUAUCUUGUGGAGCCCUGAUCCAAACCAACCGCCCACGCACUACCAGCUGUUGACAGUCACCUAUGGCGCUUCGUGCUCACCGUACCUCUCCUUGCGCACUGUGCAGCAGCUGUGCGAGGACGAAGGACACCGUUGGCCCGAGGCAGUUCCCGUGGUGAUGAACGACCGCUACGUCGACGACAUACUCUCCGGUGCCGACGACAUCGCCACGGCUCGACAUAUUCGUGACCAGCUAAUCGAACUUCUGCAAGCCGGCGGGUUUCCUCUGCGCAAGUGGGUAGCCAAUGUGCCCGAGCUGCUGGACGACCUCCCCGACGACGUGCGCCUGCGGCCCACUUGGUGUCAGCUUGGCGCUGAAGGUCUCGUUAGUGAGCUCGGUGUGAGCUGGGACCCACCGUCAGAUUGCUUCCUGCUAACACCUCCCCUCAUACAGCACCAAACCACCAAGAGGACCAUGCUCGCAGCGCUCGCGGGCCUGUUUGAUCCAUGCGGUUGGCUUGCGCCGAUCGUGCUGAACGCCAAACUCCUGCUGCAAGACUUAUGGCGAGCCAACCUGGACUGGGACGAGUCUGCUCCGUCGUCCAUGAUUCAAAGGUGGACUGCCUUUGCCGCCGAGCUCCAAGCCAUCUCCGGUCUAUCCCUGCCUCGUUGGAUCGGAACGGUCGCGUCAGCGGACAUUCACCUGCACGUAUUUUCCGAUGCCAGCCGCCGCGCGAUGGCUGCUGUCCUGUACUCUAGACUCCAGGCCGCGGACGGUUCUGUCCGCUGCCACAUUCUCCUCGCUCGCACGAAGCUGGCGCCCAUCCGCACUCUUAAGCCAAUGGCCGAGCCCGUGGCCCGGAUGACCAUUCCUCGCUUGGAGCUCCGCGCCGCCCUGCUGGCUGCUAAGCUUCUGCGCUCGACGGCCGAAGAACUAGCAGUUCCGAUUGAGCGCUGUCACGCCUGGUGCGACUCGCAAAUUGUGCUGCACUGGGUUCGCUCCGAUCAGCCAACCAACAACGCCCUCGUCGACAACUACGUGGCCCAGAUACAGGACACGCUACCCUCGAGCGCCUGGCGGUACGUGCCGUCGCAGUCCAAUCUAGCCGACGUGGCCACUCGAAGCGCGGACAUGUCCGGUCUCAGACAACAACUCCUGUGGUGGGACGGUCCGCCGUGGCUCGCCGACAACGACCGAGCCUGGCCCCAGGAAGCACUUCAAGAGGUGACACCCCUGCCGUUGGCCUGCUACGCCACCCAUCUGGCUGAGCCGAGCAUACUUGAACGAUAUUCCAAGCUUCACACUCUACUCGUCGUUCUCGUGCGCACUCGUCGGUGGGUCCGGCGCCAGUUGCGUCGCCCACCUGUCCUGCCGGUGCUCUCACCACUGACCCCCGCCGAGCUUCAAGAUGCCUUCCUGGCCUGCGUCCGUUUGAGCCAAUCGGAAACGUUCGGCGAAGAGCGCGCGCGUUUGCAGAACGGCGAGCGAUUGCCAAAAGGGAACCCUUUGACUUCUCUUGCGGCUUUCCUCGACACCAACGGCGUUCUGCGCGUCGGCGGGCGGCUGGGUUUCUCCUCGCUACCUUACGAAGAGCGGCAUCCACCGAUCCUUAGCGGAGCCUCAUCGCUCGCCUCGCUGGUCCUUUCUUGGGCCCAUACUCGAGCUCUUCACGGCGGAUACAGGGUCACUAGCGCCUACGCGGCCAAGCGUGCAUGGAUUCUCGGUGGCCCACGCAGAAUCAAGGCUCAAUUGCGGCGGUGCGUCGUAUGCUCCCGACUCCAGGCUCGCUCCGCGACCCAGAUGAUGGCCCCCUUACCAGCUUCACGAGUCACACCUUCCCGCGCUUUUGGCCGCACGGGUGUCGACUACGCCGGGCCUUUUUCAGUACUGGCGUCAAAAGGACGAGGCAUACGCACUACGAAGGGUUACAUCGCCGUCUUCGUGUGCAUGACGACAAAGGCCCUACACCUCGAGCUCGUCGGUGAUCUCUCCACAGCCGCCUUCCUGGGCGCUCUCGCUCGGUUCACCGGUCGUCGCGGUCGACCCUCUGAACUCUGGAGCGACAAUGCCACUUGCUUUCGCCGCGCUGAUCUGGAGCUGCGCGAGGCGUUACAAAUUGCGGAGAUCGACUGGGACCUCGUUGCCGGCUCUCUCGCUUCGCAAGGUAUCGCUUGGCACUUCAUCCCCCCUGGAGCUCCACAUUUCGGCGGACUCUGGGAAGCCGCCGUCAAGUCAGUCAAAGGCCACCUUCGACGCGUAAUGGGCUCCCGUCACCUGACCUACGAGGAAUUCUCCACCGUACUAGUUGGGAUUGAGAUGGUGCUCAACGGAAGGCCCUUGACACCGCUCUCCGGCGACCCUUCCGACCUCGAGGUACUUACACCAGGCCACUUCCUUGUUGGAGCCCCACUCGAUUCCAUCAUCCAGCCCAGGCCUCCCACUGAGAACUUGGACGCUCUCUCGCAUUGGGACCUCGUGAGAGCCAUUCGGGCUCAGUUCUGGUCACGCUGGAGCCGAGAGUACCUUAAUACACUCCAGCAGAGGCCGAAGUGGACCGUUGCUCGCCGAAGUUUUGCCGUCGGUGACUUCGUCAUCCUACUGGACGCCACCCUCCUCCAAUCGAGCGGUCGUUGGCCGCUAGGUCGCAUCAUUCGCGCUCAGCCUGGUCCUGAUGGAUUGGUGCGCGCGGUCACCGUGAAGACAGCGACUGGCGAGUACGUGCGACCGGUUGUCAAACUGGCCCGGCUCCCCGUAGCGAACCCCGGUCCACCAACGCCACCCCCUGAUGGUCAAGAAGGCCGACCCGCCUUGGCGGGCGGCAACUAG
Molecule: messenger RNA, 3423 nt
Organism: Copidosoma floridanum
Lineage: Eukaryota; Metazoa; Arthropoda; Insecta; Hymenoptera; Encyrtidae
Source: RefSeq, a predicted model, not a curated record